This is a messenger RNA of Lentinula edodes (shiitake mushroom), 1245 nucleotides long. RefSeq lists its product as uncharacterized. Bases 1 to 1245 code for a protein of 414 amino acids. The record is from RefSeq and is a predicted model, not a curated record. The transcript is spliced from 4 exons. Lineage: Eukaryota; Fungi; Basidiomycota; Agaricomycetes; Agaricales; Omphalotaceae.
AUGCCAGAUGCAGAUGAUAUCUCUUCGAUCCGACAAGACACUCUACGAGCAGAGAUUGCCCGUCUACGAGGAAAGCCAGUUACAGAUAUGGAGAAAAUGAGAUUGUACAAGGUCUUUGACGUGGUUCUCGACGGGGGAGAACGUGUCAUUGCCCGCUGUGAACGGGCUGGUUCUGAUCAAGAGGAUGCCAGCGAGGCUCAACGUAGAAUUCACAAGCACGCUGCCGUCUUAGAUGCCUUGCGGAAGACCUACCGCAUCCCUGUUCCACUUAUCUAUCAUAUCGAGCCAAAUCCAGAGGUAAUUGGUGCUCCCUGGAUCCUAAUGGAGCGCAUUCCUGGUGGCGAGCUUCAUUAUGUCGUCAGCCGCUGGGACAAGGCCAAUAUCGUUAUUGCCCAGCAUGCAGCCAUCUAUUCACGCAUCUUUGACACUCUUAUACCUGCGCCGCUUUCCUCGAUGUUUGCCGAAGAACUUCAACACGGUCACAUUGACCCCAUGCCUACUGCGUUUGACAUCAAGCUCCAUUAUGAGUCUUUCACCAGUGAUCCUGACAUUCUUCGUGCUCGCGCAUAUCGGCAAGAGACAGCUACCUUCAUUGCGCAUCGCUUCUGGGCAGUCAUGCAUGAUGCAGAGUAUUGUGCUGAAGCUGAAGGACAUCCUGACUCGGAGCUUCCUGUUCUUCACAAGCUCAAGGCUCUUGUUCCUGCUCUCAUCCCCUCGGUUCAAAAAUAUCUCGAACUGGAUAAUAAUGGGCAAAGUCUUCUUGGUUCCAAAAAGCUACACCACUACGAUCCGUCAGUUUCUAACAUUAUGGUUGAUCCUGCCACUGCUAAUAUCAUUGGCAUUAUCGAUUGGGAGUUCACGACGGUUGCUCCUGCUCUGCUCUCAGCAUCAUAUCCUGAGUGGAUAAGGUAUGAUGGACAGCAGAGUCCUACAAGUCAUUGGUCUAGCCAUCUUCUUCAACUUUCUCCUGACAAGUUUGAGUAUCGGAAGUGGCGGGAGACGUAUGAGGAUAAUGUUGGUCAAAUAUCUCCGAAUUAUCUCAAAGCCAUGCGUGCUGGCAGAGAAUUACAGGAACUUGUCGACUGGGCUAGGUUUGCGAUAACUGGUUGGCCUCUGAAUGAGCGUAUGGCUUUUCUUGAUAGCUGGGCCAAUAGCAAGGCUAUGAAUUUUGGGGUGGAUGUAGAGUCUGUCCCUGUUCUCCGGAAGAAAGAUUGGAUGUGCAUUUCCAUCCAAGCUGAAAAUUAG